This is a messenger RNA of Jaminaea rosea, 363 nucleotides long. Its product is annotated as TBCA-domain-containing protein. The coding region runs from base 1 to 363 and encodes 120 amino acids. Gene Ontology annotation, cellular component: cytosol; microtubule cytoskeleton. The transcript has 2 exons. Gene Ontology annotation, molecular function: beta-tubulin binding. Lineage: Eukaryota; Fungi; Basidiomycota; Exobasidiomycetes; Microstromatales. The record is from RefSeq and is a predicted model, not a curated record. Gene Ontology annotation, biological process: post-chaperonin tubulin folding pathway; tubulin complex assembly.
AUGAGCGACUCGACAGCCAUCAAGCGACAGCUGGUCAUUAAGACGGGAGUAGUCAAGAGACUCACCAAAGAAGAGCAAACCUACAUCCGCGAAGCCCAAGAGCAGCGACAACGCAUCACGAACCUCGAAGCACAACCUGACGCGGAUGAGUGGAACGUCAAGCAGCAGCACAAGGUGCUGCAGGACUGCCUCCAGAUGGUACCCGACUGUCGCCGUAGACUCGAGGCUGCGGUCGAGGAUCUGAAGCUGUUUGCUGAGGGACUGGAUGAGGAGUUGGCGGCUUCGCUCGAGGCGAAGGCUGCGCAGGAGGCAUUGCAAGGGGCUGAGGCUGCAGCUAAUGAGGCUGAUGGGGCUGAGGCAUAG